This is a messenger RNA of Phytophthora sojae, 405 nucleotides long. RefSeq lists its product as hypothetical. The annotation marks the transcript as partial. The transcript has a single exon. NCBI's taxonomy places the organism in Eukaryota, Oomycota, Peronosporomycetes, Peronosporales, Peronosporaceae. The record is from RefSeq and is a predicted model, not a curated record.
AUCCUGGACGACUUUGGAGCACUAUCGGGCCUACGCGUUCAACCCCAAAAAAGUGUACUUAUGGGGCUGAACACGUACGGCAACCCUCAGCGGUGGAAUGGGUUUCCAGUCCUCAGCCCAGCUGCGACGACGCGCCAACUUGGAUACUGGGUUGGGAAUCUAAUGUCUGCGUCAGCCAACUGGAACAUCAGACUCGAGAAACUGCAACGACGGCUAUGUAUUGCUACCUCAAUCAGCAACUCCGUCGCACAGAGAGUGCUUCUAUUCAAUGUAGUAGCGCUGCCUGGCAUUCUGUACACAGGGAAACAGUUCAUACCAUCGAAAGCUACGCUGCGUCAGCUGACAAACCUCCAGAAACAGUUUGUGUGGAACAGCAAGACUACCACGGAACCAACUCGACAUAAA